Pipistrellus kuhlii (Kuhl's pipistrelle) is the source of this 7454-nucleotide messenger RNA. RefSeq names its product SH3 and multiple ankyrin repeat domains 1 (gene SHANK1). Gene Ontology annotation, molecular function: ionotropic glutamate receptor binding; synaptic receptor adaptor activity. The transcript is spliced from 25 exons. NCBI's taxonomy places the organism in Eukaryota, Metazoa, Chordata, Mammalia, Chiroptera, Vespertilionidae. Gene Ontology annotation, cellular component: postsynaptic membrane; dendritic spine; postsynaptic density. The coding region runs from base 191 to 6811 and encodes 2206 amino acids. The record is from RefSeq and is a predicted model, not a curated record.
GGCCCCACCGCCCCCUUCCCGGCCCGCUCGCCCCGCGGGGCGGUGGGGCAUGGCCUGAGGGUCCCCCGGCUCCGGGGGAGGGGGGUGGGGGGAGGGGGGAGGGGCUGCGGGCGCCGCCGACCGGGACUCAGCAGCCCCGCCAGGCAGCGACCUGUGAUGCUGCCGUCCCCCAUCGCCCCGUGGCCCCACGAUGACCCACAGCCCCGCCUCGAGCGAGGACGAGGAACGCCGCAGCGCCAGCGAGUGCCCCGAGGGCGGCUCGGAGUCCGACAGCUCCCCCGACGGGCCCGGGACAGGCCCCCAGGGGACCCGGGGCCGGGGCAGCGGCGGGGCGCCUGGCAGCCUGGCCUCGGCCGGAGGCCUCCAGGGCCGCUCCAUGUCCUCCCUGGACGACGCCCACUUCAGCAUGAUGGUCUUCAGGAUCGGCAUCCCCGACCUGCACCAGACAAAAUGCCUGCGCUUCAACCCUGACGCCACCAUCUGGACGGCCAAGCAGCAGGUGCUGUGCGCCCUGAGCGAGAGCCUGCAGGACGUGCUCAACUACGGCCUCUUCCAGCCUGCCGCCUCCGGCCGGGACGCCAACUUCCUGGAGGAGGAGCGGCUGCUGCGGGAGUACCCCCAGUCCUUCGAGAAGGGGGUGCCCUACCUGGAGUUCCGGUACAAGACCCGAGUGUACAAACAGACCAACCUGGACGAGAAGCAGCUGGCCAAGCUGCACACCAAGACCGGCCUGAAGAAGUUCCUGGAGUACGUGCAGCUCGGGACGUCGGACAAGGUGGCGCGGCUGCUGGACAAGGGGCUGGACCCCAACUACCAUGACUCGGAUUCGGGAGAGACCCCCCUGACGCUGGCUGCCCAGACGGAAGGCUCCGUAGACGUGAUUCGAACCCUGUGCCUGGGCGGGGCCCACAUCGACUUCCGGGCCCGCGACGGCAUGACGGCUCUGCACAAGGCCGCGUGUGCCCGGCACUGCCUGGCGCUCACGGCGCUCCUGGACCUCGGGGGCUCCCCCAACUACAAGGACCGCCGGGGGCUCACCCCGCUGUUCCACACGGCCAUGGUGGGGGGCGACCCCCGCUGCUGCGAGCUGCUGCUGUACAACCGGGCGCAGCUGGGCGUGGCCGACGAGAACGGCUGGCAGGAGAUCCACCAGGCCUGCCAGCGGGGCCACUCGCAGCACCUGGAGCACCUGCUCUUCUACGGGGCGGAGCCCGGAGCCCAGAACGCCUCAGGGAACACCGCCCUGCACAUCUGCGCCCUCUACAACAAGGAGUCCUGUGCCAGGAUCCUCCUCUACCGAGGGGCCAGCAAGGACGUGAAGAACAACAACGGACAGACGGCCUUCCAGGUGGCGGUGAUCGCCGGGAACUUUGAACUGGGGGAGCUGAUUCGAAACCAUCGGGAGCAGGACGUGGUGCCCUUCCAGGAGUCCCCCAAGUACGCGGCCCGGCGGCGGGGGCCCCCGAGCGCGGGGCUGACGGUGCCGCCCGCGCUGCUGCGCGCCAACAGCGACACCAGCAUGGCCCUGCCCGACUGGAUGGUGUUCGCCGCCCCGGGCGCCUCGUCCUCCGCGGCCCCCGCGCCCGCGCCCGCGGCCCAGGCCCAGGCCCAGCCCGCCGCCCCCGGCGCCAAGCUCAGCACCGGGACCCUCCGCAGCGCCAGCAGCCCCCGGGGCGCCCGGGCGCGCUCCCCGUCCCGCGGGCGGCACCCCGAGGAGGCCAAGCGGCAGCCCCGUGGCCGGCCCAGCUCCAGCGGGACGCCCCGGGAGCCGGCCGGCGGCACCGGGGGCUCCGCGGGCCCCGGGGGCUCGCUGGGCAGCCGCGGGCGGCGCCGGAAGCUCUACUCGGCGGUGCCCGGGCGCUCCUUCAUGGCGGUGAAGUCCUACCAGGCCCAGGCCGAGGGCGAGAUCUCCCUGAGCAAGGGCGAGAAGAUCAAAGUGCUGAGCAUCGGGGAAGGAGGCUUCUGGGAAGGCCAGGUCAAAGGUCGCGUCGGCUGGUUCCCCUCCGACUGCCUGGAGGAGGUGGCAAACCGCUCCCAGGAGGGAAAGCAAGAAAGCCGCAGCGACAAGGCGAAGAGGCUGUUCCGGCAUUACACGGUGGGCUCCUACGACAGCUUCGACGCCCCAAGCUUGAUGGAUGGGAUUGGCCCAGGGAGCGAUUACAUCAUCAAGGAGAAGACGGUCCUGCUGCAGAAGAAGGACAGCGAGGGGUUUGGGUUCGUGCUCCGGGGGGCCAAGGCGCAGACCCCCAUCGAGGAGUUCACCCCCACCCCGGCCUUCCCGGCCCUGCAGUACCUGGAGUCGGUGGACGAGGGCGGCGUGGCAUGGCGCGCGGGACUGCGCAUGGGCGACUUCCUCAUCGAGGUGAACGGGCAGAACGUGGUGAAGGUGGGCCACCGCCAGGUGGUGAACAUGAUCCGCCAGGGCGGCAACACGCUGAUGGUGAAGGUGGUGAUGGUGACCCGGCACCCGGACAUGGAGGAGGCCGCCCACAAGAAAGCACCCCAGCAGGCUAAGCGGCUCCCGCCCCCAGCCAUCUCCCUGCGUUCCAAGUCCAUGACCUCAGAGCUGGAGGAGAUGGUCUCCCCCUGGAAGAAGAAGAGUGAGUACCAGCAGCAGCCGGCGGCGCCCCUGCCCAGCAUGGAGAAGAAGCGGACCGUGUACCAGAUGGCGCUCAACAAACUGGACGAAAUCCUGGCGGCGGCUCAGCAGACCAUCAGCGCCAGCGAGAGCCCGGGGCCCGGGGGCCUGGCCUCCCUGGGCAAGCACCGGCCCAAAGGCUUCUUCGCCACCGAGUCGAGCUUCGAUCCCCACCACCGCUCGCAGCCGAGCUAUGAACGGCCUUCCUACCUGCCUGCAGGACCUGGGCUUAUGCUCCGGCAAAAAUCUAUUGGGGCUGCGGAGGACGACAGGCCUUACCUAGCGCCCCCGAGCAUGAAGUUCAGCCGCAGCCUGUCCGUGCCCGGCUCGGAGGACAUCCCCCCGCCCCCCACCACGUCCCCGCCCGAGCCCCCCUACAGCACGCCGCCCGCCCCCUCCAUCUCGGGCCGCCUCACGCCCUCCCCCCGCUUCAACCCCAGCUCCGGCGGCGCCCUCCCCGCCUCCUCCCCGGCCUCCUUCGACGGGCCCUCGCCUCCGGACACCCGCCUGGGCGGCCGGGGGGAGAAGGGCCUGUACCACGGCGCGGCCCUGCCCCCCGCCCUGCACCACCCGCCGCACCACCACCACCACCACGCGCCGCCGCCGCAGCCGCACCACCACCACGCGCACCCCCCGCACCCGCCCGAGAUGGAGACGGGCGGCUCCCCCGACGACCCCCCGCCCCGCCUGGCCCUGGGGCCGCAGCCGAGCCUGCGCGGCUGGCGGGGCGGCGGGCCCAGCCCCACGCCGGGCGCCGCGUCCCCGUCGCACCACGGCGGCGGCGCGGGCGGCGCGGGCGGCCCCUCGCAGGCCCCGGCGCUGCGCUACUUCCAGCUGCCGCCGCGCGCCGCCAGCGCCGCCAUGUACGUGCCCGCGCGCUCGGGCCGCGGCCGCAAGGGCCCGCUGGUCAAGCAGACCAAGGUGGAGGGCGAGCCGCACAAGGGCGGCCUCCCGCCCGCGCCCUCGCCCGCGCCCGCCUCGCCCGCGUCCCCGCAGCCGCCGCCGCCGCCCGCCGCGGCCGCCGCGUCGUCGGAGAAGAACUCCAUCCCCAUCCCCACCAUCAUCAUCAAGGCGCCGUCCACCAGCAGCAGCGGCCGCAGCAGCCAGGGCAGCAGCACCGAGGCCGAGCCGCCGCCGCCGCCGCCGCAGCAGCAGCAGCAGCAGCAGCCGCAGGCGCAGCAGCCGGGCCCCGAGGGCGCGGGCGGCUCCUCCUCCUCCGCGCCCGGCGGCUCCCCCGCGCCGCCCGCGCCGCCGUCCCCGACGCCCGCGCCCGCGCCCGCCUCGCCCAGCGGCCCGGCCACCCUGGACUUCACCAGCCAGUUCGGGGCGGCCCUGGUGGGGGCGGCGCGGCGCGAGGGCGGCUGGCAGAGCGAGGCCCGCCGGCGCUCCACGCUCUUCCUCUCCACCGACGCGGGCGACGAGGAGGGCGGCGGCGACGGCGCGCUGGGCUCGGGCGCGCCCCCGGGCCCGCGGCUGCGCCACUCCAAGUCCAUCGACGAGGGCAUGUUCUCCGCCGAGCCCUACCUCCGCCUGGAGGCCGGCGGCGGCGGCGGCGGCUACGGGGGCUACGGCGCCGCCGGCCGCGCCUACGGGAGCAGCGGGGGCAGCAGCGCCUUCACCAGCUUCCUGCCGCCGCCGCGGCCCCUGGUGCACCCGCUCACCGGCAAGGCCCUGGACCCCUCCUCCCCGCUCGGCCUGGCGCUGGCGGCCCGCGAGAGGGCGCUCAAGGAGUCGUCGGAGGGCGGGGGCGCCCCGCAGCCGCCCGCCCGGCCGCCGUCGCCCCGCUACGAGGUCCCGCCGCCCGCCACCCCGCACCACCACCACUCGCCCCUCGCCCACCACCACCACGAGCCGGUGCUGCGCCUCUGGGGCGCCGCCCCCCCGGACCCCGCGCGCCGGGAGCUGGGGUACCGGGCGGGGCUGGGCGGCCCCGAGAAGCCGCUCACGGCCAGCCCGCCCGCCGCGCGGCGCUCGCUGCUGCACCGCCUGCCGCCCACGGCGUCGGGGGUCGGGCCGCUCCUCCUGCAGCUGGGCCCGGAGCCCCCCGCGCCGCUCCCCGGCGGCGUGAGCAAGGCCUGGCGGGCCGGGGCCGCCGACGAGCCCGAGCGGCUGCCCUUGCACGUGCGGUUCCUGGAGAACUGCCAGCCGCGGGCCGGGGGCGCGGGGGGCCGGGGUCCCCCCGCGGAGGACGGCCCGGGGGUGAUCGCCGCGCCGCCCAGCCCGCGCCGCUCCGUGGCCCCGGCCUCGCCCACCUCCCCGCGCGGCGGCGGCGGCGGCGGCGGCGAGGAGAACGGGCUCCCCCUGCUGGUCCUGCCGCCGCCCGCCCCCUCCGUGGACGUGGAGGACGGCGAGUUCCUGUUCGCCGAGCCGCUGCCGCCGCCGCUGGAGUUCUCCAACAGCUUCGAGAAGCCCGAGUCGCCGCUCACGCCGGGGCCCCCGCACCCCCUGCCGGACCCCCCGACCCCGACCACCCCGCUGCCCCCCGCCGCCGCCGCCGCGGCCCCCGGCGCCGCCGCCCCGCCCACCCUGGACUCCACCGCCUCCAGCCUCACCUCCUACGACAGCGAGGUGGCCACGCUGACCCAGGGCGCGCCCGCGGCCCCGGGGGACACCCCCGCGCCCGGCCCGCCGGCCCCAGCCGCCGCCCCGGCCGCCCCCGCGCCCCAGCCCGGCCCGGACCCCCCGCCCGGCACGGACUCCGGCAUCGAGGAGGUGGACAGCCGGAGCAGCAGCGACCACCCGCUGGAGACCAUCAGCAGCGCGUCCACGCUCAGCAGCCUGUCGGCCGAGGGCGGCGGCAGCGCGGGCGGCGGCGGGGGCCCUGGGACCGGGGUGGCCGCCGGGCCGGAGCUGCUGGACACCUACGUGGCCUACCUGGACGGCCAGGCCUUCGGGGGCAGCGGCCCCUCCGGCCCCCCGUACCCCAUGACUCCGUCUAAGCUCCGCGGCAGCCGGGCCCUGGGGGCCGGCGGCGGGGGCCUGCGCUCCAGCCCCGGCGGGGGCCUCCGCGACCCCGUCACCCCCACGAGCCCCACCGUCUCCGUGACCGGGGCCGGGACGGACGGGCUGUUGGCCCUGAGCGGCUGUUCGGGACCCUCGGCGGCGGGUGUGACGGGGGGUCCGGUGGCUGUGGAGCCGGACGGGCCGCCGGUGGUGCCCCUGUCGUCGUCCGCGUCGUCCCUGCCGCGGAAGCUGCUGCCCUGGGAGGAGGGCCCCGGCCCGCCGCCGCCGCCGCUGCCCGGGCCCCUGGCCCCCGCGCAGGCCUCCGCCCUGGCCACCGUGAAAGCCAGCAUCAUCAGCGAACUCAGCUCCAAGCUCCAGCAGUUCGGGGGCUCGUCCUCCUCGGCGGCGGGGGGCGCCCUGCCCUGGGCCCGGGCCGGCAGCGGCGGGAGCACGGACAGCCACCACGGGGGAGCUAGCUACGUCCCCGAGAGGACCUCCUCCCUGCAGCGGCAGAGACUGUCCGAAGACUCCCAGUCCUCCCUCCUCACCAAACCCGUGAGCAGCCUGUUUCAGAACUGGCCCAAAACGCCCCUGCCGCCGCUGCCCACGGGGACCGGAGUCCCCUCCGCCGCCGCCGCGGCCCCGGGGGCCACCUCGCCCUCGGCCGCCUCCUCCGCGUCCACCCGCCACCUCCAGGGCGUGGAGUUCGAGAUGCGGCCGCCCCUGCUCCGCCGGGCGCCCAGCCCCUCGCUCCUGCCCGCGUCGGAGCACAAGGUCAGCCCUGCGCCCCGGCCCUCGUCCCUGCCCAUCCUGCCUUCCGGACCCCUCUACCCGGGCCUCUUUGACAUCCGAAGCUCUCCCACGGGAGGGGCCGGAGGCUCGGCCGACCCCUUCGCCCCGGUCUUCGUGCCACCGCACCCCGGGAUGUCCGGGGGCCUCGGGGGAGCCCUGUCCGGGGCCUCCCGCUCCCUCUCGCCGACCCGCCUGCUUUCGCUGCCCCCGGACAAGCCUUUCGGCGCCAAGCCCCUGGGCUUUUGGACCAAGUUCGACGUGGCCGACUGGCUCGAGUGGCUGGGCCUGGCCGAGCACCGGGCCCGCUUCCUGGACCACGAGAUCGACGGCUCCCACCUGCCCGCCCUGACCAAGGAGGACUACGUGGACCUGGGCGUGACCCGCGUGGGCCACCGCAUGAACAUCGACCGGGCUCUCAAAUUCUUCCUGGAGAGGUGAUGGCUGGCCCGGACGGACCAGCCCGUCCGCGGAACGCUGGGGCUCGCCGGCCUCCGGACCUCUGACCCCUGACCGUUAUUCUCUCCCCGGGCCAGGGGCCUUGCUACAACUGUGCCCUGCCCCCAUCUCCCGAGGCUGGAGGUCACCGGGUGGCCUGAUUCCAGCCAGACAUUUGCACCUCGCCGGAGGGGGCAGCUAACGGGACUGUGUGUGCAGCUGGGAGCCGAGGGGGCGGGCACGGAAGAGACCGGAGGGGGAAGGAGGAGGAGGGAAGGGUCGAUUCCGGGGAGGGGGGACCGACAGCCAUAGAGGGCCAGCCCCGAGCCUGACUGGGUGGGGGGGAGGGUCGUCCCCCAGGCCGCAGGGGAAGGGGGUGCCCUCAGAUUCCACCACCUGCCACCCCUCCAACAACCAAUCCUUCCCCCCUUCUCCAGGCCCCUCCGUUCUCCCCGCCUUCCCCUCCCUCAGCACACACAGCGGCCCCCCCCACCCAGCCUCUUGCACGCCCCUUUGCACGCCUGCUUGCCUCUCCCCGCUCCCUCGGCUACAAUUUUGCACAAAUUUGCCCCCUCGCCGUCUUGCACACGCCGCCGCCUUUGCUUCUGGCCUGCGAGGCCUCAGCUCUGCUCCCCUCGCGCUCAUC